This is a messenger RNA of Anolis carolinensis (green anole), 1056 nucleotides long. Its product is annotated as fatty acid-binding protein, liver. The transcript has 4 exons. Gene Ontology annotation, biological process: fatty acid transport. Gene Ontology annotation, cellular component: nucleus; cytosol. The coding region runs from base 32 to 472 and encodes 146 amino acids. Gene Ontology annotation, molecular function: fatty acid binding. The record is from RefSeq and is a predicted model, not a curated record. Lineage: Eukaryota; Metazoa; Chordata; Lepidosauria; Squamata; Anolidae.
UCUUUAUAAAUAGCACCUGGCGCCUUAGUCAAUGCCCCUGUCCUUUUCCUACCGGCUACUCCAUUGUCUUAACAUUCAGGAUUACGGCAAAAUGGCAUUCAACGGCACGUGGCAGGUCUAUUCCCAGGAGAACUACGAAGAUUUCCUGAAGGCUAUUGCUUUGCCCGAUGAUAUCAUCAAAGCCGCCAAAGACGUCAAGCCGGUAACUGAAAUCCGCCAGACGGGGAACACCUUCGUCGUCACCUCCAAGACCCCCAACAAGUCUGUCACAAACUCAUUCACACUGGGGAAAGAGGCGGACAUGACCACCAUGGACGGCAAGAAAGUCAAGUGCACAGUGAACCUGGUCAAUGGGAAGCUGGUCGCCAAAUCGGAUAAAUUUGUCCAUGAACAGGAAAUAGUAGGCAACGAAAUGGUCGAGACUAUAACAUCUGGUUCAGCAACAUUUACCAGGAGAAGCAAGAAGGUUUAAAGCAGAGAGGAAGGAUGCCUCCGUUUAUUAGUACAGCCGACCAUCUGUAUCCACAGAUCCUGCACCUACUGAUUCCACCAUCCAUGGCUUGAAAAUAUAUAUAUACAGUAGAGUCUCACUUAUCCAAGCUAAAUGGGCCAGCAGAACCAUGGAUGAGCGAAUAUCUUGGAUAAUACGGAGAGAUUGAGGAAAAGCCUAUUAAACAUCAAAUUAGUUUAUGAUUUUACAAAUUAAGCACCAAAACAUCAUGUUAUACAACAAAUUUGACAGAAAAGAUAGUUCAAUACGCAGUAAUGUUAUUUUGUAAUUACUGUAUUUACGAAUUUAGCCCCAAAAUAUCACGAUAUAUUGAAAACAUUGACUACAAAAAUGCAUUGAAUAAUCCAGAACCUUGGAUAAGCGAGUCUUGGAUGAUUCUACUGUAUAUACAUAAAACCCAAAAAACAAACCUUAAUUUGGCCAUAUCCUAUAAAGAGACACCAUGUUACUCCACCAUUGUAUAUAAUGGGAUUUGAGCAUCCAGGGAUCUGGGUGUGGAUACCGAUAUUUUUAUAUUUGGAUAAUAAAGUACUCUGUAUAUCAUG